CUGGAUCCCUCAGUUGGGCUCAGCACUUAUUCGAAUCGGUUUUGUAGGGGAGGGCGAGUGAAACCAACUUAUCAGGUAGACAACCGCAGCAGACGCUUAUGCCUGCGGUCGCUUCGAUUGCAUCAGAUGAGGUGCGAAAUCGCAAUCGAAAUCUGUGCCAAAGGGAAAAAAUAAAAAUAAUAAUCGAAAAUCAGUUGAUCACAUGGCAAAGUUUUUCCGAACCUAUAAACAAGUGGCUUGUAAUUAAAUAGAUGGAAUGGCGGCUAUAAUUAGCACAAGUGAUUAGUUGGCGACUGGAGUGGAAUUUGUUUAUUGUUUACGAUCGGCAAUCGUGCGAUCGAGAGCAGAUCGGAUCGGAUCGAUCAACCCUCGCGUGAUAGCGCUCCACUGGGGGCCUCUGCAAAUAAGCGUAUUUUCGCGAUAGCACAGCCCAUUUAAAUUGCAAAAGAAAAACAUAAUUUAAUCUGUUAUUGUUUACGCCAAAAGUGUAUGGAAGGAAAACACUUCUAAAAUGCGUCAAUGAACGCAUUUUCCUUCGUGCCGAUAAGCAACAAAGUGUCAACAUAGGGGUAGUGGGGAUUAUGUAAAAGCACCGAGAAAAAGAACCCUGUCUCCAAGGGGGGCCCUUAAAAAAUAAUUAAACUUUGAUCUUGAAAUGUGCAUGUGCCAGCGCAUUAAGCUGAUAAGCAAGAAAAUCAAAGGCGCACAUGAGAUGGGAUCAAUGCCGAAGUGAGAUGCGUGAUUUUGAAGACUAGACGGACAUAAUGCGGUCAUUGAAUCUUCGUGAUGAUCAAAGCCAAAACGUGAGAACAGAAUUCAAUGUUUAUUUGGCAUAUUUGGCGUAAAUCGAACGGGGGUUUCAAAUUUCGCCCGACUUGCGUUUCUCGAUGCGGUUGCCAGAGCCUCCGGAACCUUCCCGCUUCGUCGCGUCGCUCCAAGAUUGCAUUCCCAGCCCAACUGAUAAGUACGAGUGAAUAUCAGCUGCCCGCCAUAUAUGUAUCGCCGAUCGCCGAUGAUGAUGAUGAUCGGAGGUUUAAUUAGGCGCGGCUGUAACAUGAACAUUCAUAAUUCCGCUGGCAUUCAAUCAAUGCAGACGUGAACAAUUCCAGUGAUCAAGUGAUCGACUUAGCCAGCGAUCUCGUGCAAAGUGUGCAGUGUCUCAAUCCCACUCAAUAACAAUUUCCACAAAAGGUGGUCGCACAAGAAAAUCGAUACUCAAAGCAUAUAAGUAAUUAAAAUCAGAGGAAAUCAUGGCGCAAAGUGAUUCGGGAAAUUGCUGUGCCAAGCUCAGUAAUGAUGAGGUCUGCUGCCAGCAGGCAAAGGAUGUGGCUCCAAAGGACAUAUCGCCAAAAGUGUUUCCCGACAAAAUCUACAAGUCCGUUCAGCCAAAAGGGGAAGAUGCCACUGGCAUGACCUGCGAAUGCGGAGUUUUUGGAGCCAUCGCUUGUGGGGAUUAUCCAACUCAGCUGGACAUAGCACAAAUGAUUUGCCUGGGUCUGGUGGCUCUGCAGCAUCGUGGCCAGGAAUCGGCGGGCAUAGUGACGAGCCUGGGAAAAUCCUCCAAGAACUUUAGCGUGCACAAGGGCAUGGGCAUGAUCAACAAUCUGUUCAACGACGAGGCGAUCAAGAAGUUAAAGGGCAACCUGGGCAUAGGACACACUCGUUAUUCCACGGCAGCAGCCUCGGAGGUGGUGAACUGUCAGCCCUUUGUGGUUCACACUGCCCACGGAGCCCUGGCGAUUGCCCACAAUGGAGAGUUGGUCAAUUGCGAAUCCCUCAGAAGGGAGGUCCUGGAGCGAGGAGUUGGUCUAUCCACGCACAGUGACAGCGAGCUGAUUGCCCAAUCCCUGUGCUGUGCCCCCGAGGACGUGUCCGAGCACGAUGGACCCAAUUGGCCGGCCAGGAUCAGGCAUUUUAUGACCCUGGCUCCGCUCUCAUACUCCCUGGUGGUGAUGCACAAGGACAAGAUCUACGCUGUAAGGGAUUCCUAUGGUAAUCGACCUUUGUGCUUGGGAAAAAUAGUGCCCGUGGAUGCGGGACACGCGAAUAUCAACGAUCAACUCGCUGAGGGUUGGGUGGUUAGCAGCGAGAGUUGCGGCUUCCUGUCCAUCGGAGCCCGAUAUGUCCGCGAAGUGGAGCCCGGCGAGAUCAUCGAGUUGUCGCGGAAUGGCUAUAGAACGGUGGAUAUUGUGGAGCGACCCGAUUACAAACGCAUGGCCUUCUGCAUCUUCGAGUACGUGUACUUUGCCCGCAGCGAUUCCAUGUUCGAGGGUCAGAUGGUUUACUCGGCGCGUCUGCAAUGUGGUCGCCAGUUGGCCAGGGAGUUCCCAUUGGAUGCGGAUCUGGUCAGUUCGGUGCCGGAAUCGGGCACAGCAGCUGCUCAUGGUUAUGCCAGGGAAUCUGGCUUGCCCUUCGGUGAGGUCCUGUGCAAGAAUCGCUAUGUGGGUCGCACCUUCAUUCAACCCUCCACAAGAUUAAGGCAGCUCGGAGUGGCCAAGAAGUUUGGUGCCCUGGCUCAAAACGUUGAGGGCAAGAGGAUCGUACUCGUGGAUGAUUCCAUCGUAAGAGGUAAUACCAUUGGACCGAUCAUCAAGCUGCUGCGCGAUGCCGGAGCCACCGAGGUGCACAUCCGGAUUGCCAGUCCACCGCUGCAAUAUCCCUGCUAUAUGGGCAUAAAUAUUCCUACCCGGGAGGAGCUGAUAGCCAAUAAAUUGAACGCCGAUCAGUUGGCGGAUCAUGUUGGGGCGGAUAGCCUGGCCUACUUGAGUGUUGAGGGUCUGGUGAAGGCCGUCCAGAUGAACAAGGCCCAUGUUAAUCCGCUGAAAGCGGGAUAUUGCACCGCCUGCCUAACGGGCGAAUAUCCUGGCGGAUUGCCCGAGGAGCUCAGCUGGUAGACUCCCGGGCGUUUAUAUCUCUUCUUUAGGUUUAACGUAGUUCGUAGCUUGAGUGUGUAUAUAAAAAAAUAUAUAUUUAAAUUUCGGGUCUUUGACCCAGCACAAAA
Drosophila takahashii is the source of this 3001-nucleotide messenger RNA. RefSeq names its product Phosphoribosylamidotransferase 2 (gene Prat2). Gene Ontology annotation, molecular function: amidophosphoribosyltransferase activity. Gene Ontology annotation, biological process: purine nucleotide biosynthetic process; purine nucleobase biosynthetic process. The record is from RefSeq and is a predicted model, not a curated record. Lineage: Eukaryota; Metazoa; Arthropoda; Insecta; Diptera; Drosophilidae.